Messenger RNA from Clunio marinus, 246 nucleotides. Lineage: Eukaryota; Metazoa; Arthropoda; Insecta; Diptera; Chironomidae. The record is from the annotation of a GenBank genome assembly.
AUGGUGGAGAUAAAAUUAUCUAAUUCAUAUGGACUAAAAUUAAUGGAAAAUAGAGCUUUACGAGUAAAUUGUAUGAACAAAAUUUUUUUGAAGCCUAAUUUCAAAGAAAGUGACAGUGCUUCAACUUAUGUUCUAUAUCAAGAUAUGUUAAAAGUUUUACUCACAGUAUGCUUGUGCAAAUUGAUAAAAUUCCAUUUUCUUGAUGUUGAACACAGUGUUACUAGCGGGACUUUAAAGGGGGUAUGA